GAUGGUUUGAGCGGGAAUCGCAUCUUAACAGCGGCAGGUUGCUGAAGAUUCCGGAUUGUUUUGUUUUUGGCUGUUUUUUUUGUUGUCACAAUUCGUAGUCUCUUAGGAAGAUCAGAGAUGAAAUGCACCAUUCCAGAGAUCUCUUGGCACAACAGAGACCCAGUUUUAAGCGUUGAUGUACAGGUCAAGAAACCAGACGAACCAUUUUACAGAUUAGCCUCUGGAGGAUCUGACACUCACGUUCUGAUAUGGAGAAUAAUAAGGCAGGACACAGGGGUUUUACAGCUUGAUUGCGUUUGUGAUUUGACCAAGCACCAAAAAGCAGUAAAUGUUGUCAAGUUCUCACCAUCUGGCGAGUUUCUGGCUUCGGGAGAUGAUGAAUCAUAUAUAAUCAUUUGGAAACAGAGGUCCAAAGAAGAUGCUCCUGAUUUGGACAAAGAAGUCGAAAUGAAUGAUGAACAUUGGAUACAGUUUAAAAUUUUGAGAGGGCAUCUUAACGACGUCUACGAUCUUUGCUGGUCACCUGAUUCCAUUCACUUGCUCUCAGGAUCAGUCGAUAACACAGCAAUUAUUUGGCAUGUCACCAAAGGGCACAAAGUAUCCAUUUUAUCCGAAGGAAAUAAUUUUAUCCAAGGAGUUACUUGGGAUCCUAAAAAUAAAUUUGCAGCAACUUUGAGCAGUGACAGCAAAUGCCGAAUUUAUGAUUGGAGGAGUCACAAGAUGGUUUUUAACAUUGGACGAGGGCGGAUUCCAGGACAUCUGCCAUCCCCCGGGGAGGAAGAUAAAAAAUUAAAGCUCUUUCACGAUGACACUCUUAAAACAUUUUUUCGUCGAUUAGAAUUCAGCCCUGAUGGUCAACUACUGUCCACACCAACCGGAACUAUAGAACCACCUGUAAAUACUUCAGAAAAAUUGUUAAACGUUACAUGGAUAUUUGCUAGGAAACAGUUUAACACCCCGGUGUUGUAUUAUCCGUCUAACCAGCCAUCCAUGAUCACGAGAUGGUGCCCAAUAAAAUUUCAAUUGCGUCCAGAGACCAAACCGGUUAUUCUCUUGCCUUAUAGGAUGAUUCUUGCAGUCGCGUCUAAAUCAGCGAUUGUCUUAUAUGACACUCAGUAUGCAGUUCCAAUUGGCCUCAUAUCCAACAUACAUUAUACUAAACUUACAGAUAUGGCCUGGUCAUCAGAUGGCAGAAUACUAGUGGCAUCAUCGACUGACGGCUAUUGUUCUUUGAUAACCUUCACUGAAAAUGAAUUGGGCGACUGUUAUAUUGAAGCUGAAACAUCUUCAUAACUGUAAUUUAUUUGUAAAUAUUGUUAACAAUAAAAUUUUAUUUAAAUUUUUCUGUUCGUAAAGGAUAAGGAGUUAACAAUGACAAAACCUUUUAUUAUAAAAAUAAGGCACUUUCAAUAAAAUUAUUUUAAAAAUAAAA
This is a messenger RNA of Cimex lectularius (bed bug), 1432 nucleotides long. It is a transcript of the gene Caf1-105, whose product is annotated as chromatin assembly factor 1 subunit B. The record is from RefSeq and is a predicted model, not a curated record. NCBI's taxonomy places the organism in Eukaryota, Metazoa, Arthropoda, Insecta, Hemiptera, Cimicidae. The coding region runs from base 118 to 1293 and encodes 391 amino acids. The transcript is spliced from 7 exons. Gene Ontology annotation, biological process: DNA replication-dependent chromatin assembly; nucleosome assembly. Gene Ontology annotation, cellular component: nucleus; CAF-1 complex. Gene Ontology annotation, molecular function: protein binding.